CCCACAAUGCCAGGCGGGGGAGCCCCUUUCUCACCAGCACACCACAGCAUCACCGCCUCGCCUCGCUGAAAAAGACGGACCGGAGAGAAAUGCAAAGGGAUGUAAGAUGGCAGAGCUACAAAUGCUAUUAGAGGAGGAAAUCCCAGCCGGUAAAAGGGCGCUCGUGGAAAGCUACCAAAACCUGUCCCGGGUAGCGGAAUACUGUGAAAACAAUUAUGUCCAGGCACAAGACAAAAAGAAAGCCCUGGAGGAGACCAAAGCCUACACCACCCAGUCUCUGGCCAGCGUUGCCUACCAGAUCAAUGCCUUAGCAAACAAUGUGCUGCAGCUGCUGGACAUCCAGGCCUCGCAACUUCGACGCAUGGAAUCCUCCAUCAACCACAUCUCCCAGACGGUGGACAUUCACAAGGAGAAAGUGGCACGCAGAGAAAUCGGCAUCCUGACGACGAAUAAGAACACAUCUCGCACGCACAAGAUCAUCGCCCCGGGAAACAUGGAGCGGCCGGUGCGCUACAUCCGGAAACCCAUCGACUACACGUUGCUGGAUGAUGUGGGGCAUGGCGUCAAAUGGCUUAAGGCCAAGCAACAUGGGAACAAUGCGGCAGGACGAGGAGGAGGGACCCUUUCUAGGAACAACCCACCCUCACAGAAGCCUCCAAGCCCCCCCAUGGCUGGUCGGGGCACGCUUGGACGUAACACUUCCUACAAAACGCUGGAGCCCGUGAAGCCUCCGGUGGUGCCCAAUGACUACAUGACGAGCCCGGCCAGACUGGGAAACCAGCAUAGCCCUGCACGCACAGCUUCACUCAACCAGAGACCGAGGACACACAGUGGCAGCAGUGGUGGCAGCGGUGGCAGGGAGAACAGUGGAGGCAGCGGCGUGGGAAUCCCUCUAGCAGUCCCCACUCCUUCACCUCCCAGUAUGGGGCAAGUGGCUGCAUCCUCAGCCUCGGUGCCCCAGGGCCCCGGUUUGGGUCCCAUCCCCAUGUCCCAGUUCGGCACCAUCUCCCGCCAAAUUUCCCGUCACAACUCCUCCACCACCUCCUCGUCCUCCAUGGUGUCGGCCACCGGCACCUACCGCCGUGCACCCUCUGUAUCUUCCCAGCAGCCUCACAUCAACGGGGGCCCAGUGUUCCAACAGAACUCAGUGGCUGUGGCGCCUCCGCCUCCUCCCAUGGUCCAGCUGACCCCACAGAUCCCUCUGACUGGCUUUGUGGCCCGAAUGCAGGAGAGCAUAACAGACAGCCCCGCCCCACCUCCUCCGCCUCCCCCAGAGGACAUGGGUGUGUUUGAGGAGCCCGCUCCCCCUCCACCUCCUCCACCUGUGGACUAUGAGGAAGAUGAAGCUGCUGUGGUUCACUACAGUGAUCCCUACGCCGAUGGAGACCCCCACUGGGCCCCAAAGGCUUAUUUAGAGAAAGUUGUGGCCAUCUAUGACUACACAAAGGAUAAGGAGGAUGAGCUGUCCUUCAUGGAGGGGGCCAUCAUCUACAUCAUCAAGAAGAAUGACGACGGCUGGUUCGAAGGCGUCUGCAACGGCGUCACCGGACUCUUCCCGGGAAACUACGUCGAGUCAAUCAUGCACUAUGCUGACUAAAACAUGAAAUUUAAAAAAAUAAAAGAAAGUCCCACACAUUACGGCGCUCGGUUUCAACCACAGGAAAAGAUGUACAUCAGUAUUUAGCUCCCGUUUGGAGCAAAGUGCCAUGUUGAGUUUAUAAAUUAUUUUCUUGUAGGCUUGUGCUUGCAUCAGUUUUGGUCAGAUUAAAACAAAAAUUGCACAAAAGAAGGAGGGAGUAGAAAGUUUGGAAGUCCGAGGUCUGCUAGUUUACACUGGAGCUAAAGGGAGGAGGCCGAGGCCUUCUAGUUUUUUCCAACGGCUGUCAAAUCUUUGGCACUUUUGCCUCACAAGAAAUCUAACUCAGAUGUUUGACAGCACAAACGAAAUACAUACGUAGUGCGAGCUAAAUGCAGUAGAUCCAUUCAGAAGAAUUAGAAAAGGGAGUGUGGUGCUGUUGAGGUGAAACACUACACCUCCUACUCAUUUAUGUCCACUGUAGACCAUCAGACCGACUCUUUCCUCUUCAGAAAUAUCAUCUUACCUUAUCUGGAAGGUUUAAAUCAACAGAGGAGGAAAAGACAACCUGGAGAUGAGUAUUUGCUAUGCUGUGUGUCAGUGGUUAAAAAGGGAGGGAGUGUACAGGAUGCAUCACAAAAAACAACAACAAAAAAGAAAACAGUCUUGUAUCUGGUGGAGUUUCAUUCUGUUCUCUAAUGUAUAUAUAAACUGUAACGUGAGCGGCUGCCAGUACAGUUCAUUCGUCAGUGUGUUUCACCAGUGUUUCCGUCGGCGUCAGUGGAGGUGGUGCCAAGACAGGAUGUUUUUCCUUUUUUUAAAUUUGGAUUACAUUUACUUGAAUGUUAAUUUAAUCAUCGGUCACAGUGCCAUUUUUAACUUGAUCCAGGCAAAGUGAUUGUGUAUAAGCAUUUAUUUUUUUAUAUCUUUAAGUCACAACUGUAUCAUUUGAUCAUGGUCAGUGUACGUAGUGAUGCUGUCCAGCUACUGUAGCAGAGCUGUGAGACGUGGACGGACUACUGCAGCGUGUCUUCAUGUUUGUUUUCCACUGUGUGUAGCUGCACUGAUUAGUUAACAACUGUGAUUUGAUCGCAACGUCAAGAGUUGCAUCCUCAGAAGUAUUGACCAACAUUCACGACUUGUCUGUUCUGUAAGUGGUUGCUGGUGUGGUGCUUUACAUUGGUGCUCAACAACCAGAAUCACCAACCCAAACAACCUCAAACAACCUUAUUUUGAACCAGAAGGUGAACAUUGAUCAUUGUGAUUGUAAAACACUUCAGCCGAAUCUGUAUUGUAGUGAAUGUAAGGCGACUCGGCGGUAAUGUGCCACAGCUAGAACAGGUCGGUGACACCUUUAAGAGGGUGAAGUUCAAUCCUGAGGUCUUAAUAAGGGCAGUUUACAAGAUAAAUUUCAUGCCCUUAUAAAAAUAAUUGUUGGAGAAAGUAAAAGUGAAGCUGAUCCCUGUAUCAGAGUACAUGUAUGUAAUGCAUCACAUAAACAUUAUCAUGUAUACAUCUUAGAUAAUUGGCAUUUAAUUUAAGAAGGAGGCACAGAAGUAACAUAUUUAGCUCUCUAACCAGAAGAGACGUCUUCAUGUUGACAGUAUUCAUUCAGCCUCUGCAUGAACGUAUAUAAUGUAUAAAAUAUUAGAGAAUAAGUCGCCGCUGCAUCCCAUUCUUGAUUGUAUUUUUUCCAUCAUGUCAAUGUUUUUCCCGAAAAACCAACUUUUUCUACCUAACGUAUUUCUAGCUUUGCAUUCAACUUCUUUUUAUGUCCGAGACUGCUGAGGAAGAGUCGCUAGCAGUUUGUAUGUAAGGGAUUUAUUUAUACUCCUUUCAUAGAGAAAUCAUGAGACGACCACUGACGUGCAGAAAUUUGUAAUGUUUACCACUUAACAUGUAGCAUUUCCAUGGCAUCACAGGACGAGGCGCCUUUCUUUAAUGUGUUUUCUUAUGAUCAAAUGUGAAAUAAAGGGAAAAAAGAACAAAAACAUCUGUAAUCUAAAUGUUCAUGGGAACAGAAUCUGAUGUUUGUCCUCCUCAGUUUGUAAAUAGGAUGUGCUCAUUGAAAUUUAUGUACAGUCUUUUUGUAAUAAACAGCUCAUUGAAACAGUU
Messenger RNA from Melanotaenia boesemani (Boeseman's rainbowfish), 3691 nucleotides. Its product is annotated as abl interactor 1-like. The transcript is spliced from 11 exons. Gene Ontology annotation, molecular function: SH3 domain binding. Bases 107 to 1597 code for a protein of 496 amino acids. The record is from RefSeq and is a predicted model, not a curated record. Lineage: Eukaryota; Metazoa; Chordata; Actinopteri; Atheriniformes; Melanotaeniidae. Gene Ontology annotation, cellular component: lamellipodium; intracellular anatomical structure.